Cryptomeria japonica (Japanese cedar) is the source of this 774-nucleotide messenger RNA. RefSeq names its product large ribosomal subunit protein P3. The transcript is spliced from 2 exons. The record is from RefSeq and is a predicted model, not a curated record. Gene Ontology annotation, cellular component: ribosome. Bases 150 to 521 code for a protein of 123 amino acids. Gene Ontology annotation, molecular function: structural constituent of ribosome. Lineage: Eukaryota; Viridiplantae; Streptophyta; Pinopsida; Cupressales; Cupressaceae.
UUAGCCAAAUCUAACCAGGGUUUGAAAUGGCGCGGCUAGGGUUUCUAAGCUCUAGUAAAAGAAAAACGAUACUAAACCCUAGCCCUCACUACCAUUGAAGCCAUUGACGAAGAGAAUCAGAGCAGGGAAGAAAUUGUGCCAAACAAACAAUGGGUGUGUAUACAUUCAUCUGCAAUCAAUCAGGCGGAAAAUGGAGCGCCAAGCAGUAUUCAGGAGACCUUGAGGGUUCUGCAGCUAACACUUACGAUUUGCAGCGCCACCUCGUUAAUGUUGCCCUCACUUCAGAAGGAUCGGGAGUUGUUCAGUCUUCUUUCUCACACGUCACUCCUAGUUCUGCUGUAUUCCAGGUGGUUAUUGGGGGUGUAGGAGGAGGCGGUGGAUUUACUGGUGGCGCCAGAGCGGCUGCCCCGGCGGCGGCCGGAGGCGGUGGUGCUGCACCUGCAGACGAGCCCCCUGCCGAGGAGAAGAAGAAGGAGGAAGAAGAAAGUGACGAUGACAUGGGAUUCUCUCUGUUUGAUUAGGUUAGGGUUUAUUAGCAUCUGUUUUGGUUUUAGACGGACAUGAGUAUUUUUGUGCCCCUUUUAAUUGAAAUGGGCCUCACUCAGAAAUUUAAUUACAAGAGGGAUUACAGAGACUUCAGAUGAGUUGUUCUUAUGUUAUUUGAAAGGACAGAUCUUGGCGGUAUGUAAGUUAUGAUUAUUUUUCUACUGCUAUGUGGUGUAAUUUUUCUUUAACAUUCUACAAAUUUAUAUAUGCAAGUGGCUGUUAGAAGUC